UGGGCGGGAGCGGGAGUUGGGAGGUGACGGACGGCCCCGCGCGAGCCCGAGCCCGAGCUGAGGAGAAAGUCUGCCCUGAGUCGGAGAGCGACGAGCGCCGGCGUCAACGAUGAUGAUGAGCCAGUGGGAAUUACUGAAGCAGCUUGACACCAAGUACCUGGAGCAACUGGAUGAGCUGUACCAGAAUGAAGCUCUUCCUAUGGACAUUCGGGAAUACCUGGCUCACUGGAUUGAAGCGCAGCACUGGGAGCAAGCCGCAACUAGUUACUCCCAGGCCACCAUCCUCUACCAGAACCUCCUGGAACAGAUCAACAACCAGUACAGCCGCUUCAUGCAGGAGAAAGCUUUCGUCAGCCAACACAACUUCAAGAAAUACAGGCAGAACAUUCAGGCUGUUUACGGAGAGGACCCUGUUCAGUUGGCAAAGUAUGUGGCUGCUUACCUGAAGGAGGAGGGGAAGAUACUGGCCAAGGUUGUGGUGGAUCAGCAGGCUCCAGUCGGGAAAAACCAACCCAUGGAAUCAGAGAAACAGCAAGACAUCGAACAGAAAAUGAUGCAUUUGAAAUCGAGUGCACAGAUGUGCGAGCAAGAGUCCACCUUUUUGGAGGAACAGCAGGACGAGUUUGAUUUCAAGUUCAAGACUCACCAAGUGAGACGCCAAGAGACCAGCAAUUACAAUGAUGCCCAAUUGACAGAAGACUGGAAGACAUUGCAGAUCAUGCUAAACAAACUGGAUUCCAGUCGGAAUAGUUUCAUUGAUAAAUUCAGCGAACUGCUGACCAAAGCUGAGAAGCUGCUGGACAUUCUGGUGAGCGAGGAGUUGGUGGACUGGAAGAUACGGCAGCAAAAGGCUUGUAUUGGAGCCCCUAUAACCGUCAGCCUGGACCAGCUGGAGAACUGGUUCACGGUGGAGGCAGAGUGCCUGUUCCAGCUGAAACGGCUACUGAAGAAGCUGGAGGAACUGGGGAAAAAGGUGACAUACGAGAACGAUCCCUUCAAAACGAAGAUACCAGCUUUGAAGGAGCGAACUAUCAAGCUGCUCAGCAGCCUCAUCAAAAGUGCGUUUGUUGUGGAAAACCAACCAUGCAUGGCUCCUCAGACUAAGAUGCCUCUCUUGCUGAAAACAAGCACCCAGUUCACCGUAAAGCCCAGACUCUUGGUGAAGCUGCCGGAACUGAACCACCUGAUGAAAGUGAGAGCUUGCAUCGACAAGAAUCCACCGAAUGGGAAAGGGUACCGGAGGUUCAAUAUCUUGGGCACAAUUAGCAAGGCCAUGAAUAUGGAUGAGUUGAGGCACGGGGGAUUGUGUGCUGAUUUCAGACAUCUGCAACUCAAAGAGCAGAAGUCUGGCAUUGGAGGCAAAGGCAGCAACGAGGUGUCCCUGAUAGUGACUGAGGAGCUGCACAUCAUUAGUUUUGAGACAGAGCUGCACUGGCAGGAGCUGGUGGUAAAACUCGAGACCUCAACGUUGCCUGUGGUUGUGAUUUCCAAUGCCAGUCAGCUCCUCAGUGGUUGGGCCUCAGUACUUUGGUACAACAUGCUGUGCAAUGACCCAAAGCACUUGCUGUUCUUUUCCAACACUCCAGCGGCCCCUUGGCACCAGCUCUCCGAUGCCCUGAGCUGGCAGUUUGAGUCCAACACCAAGAGAGGGUUGGACAGCGACCAACUCUCUAUGUUGGCAGAAAAGCUCUUUGGGCCUCAACAGAAUUACGCAGACUCUUCCAUUUCGUGGGCAAGGUUUUGCAAGGAGAAUUUACCCAAACAAAAUUUUUCCUUUUGGAUUUGGCUGCAAGGCAUUCUGGAACUCAUCAAACGUUACCUGGAGGAUAUCUGGAAUGCCGGGCACAUUAUUGGAUUUCUGAGCAAACAGAGGGAGAAGAUUCUCUUGAAAACAAAGCCCACUGGAACCUUCCUGCUGCGCUUCAGUGAGAGCUACCGAGACGGAGGCAUCACCUUCUCUUGGGUGGAACAUUUACCCAACGGAAAGCCCAAGAUCCACUCUGUGGAGCCCUACACUAAGACACACCUGUCCAACAUCUCUCUCUCGGAUAUCAUCCAUAACUACAACAUGAUCGCCGACGAGAACGUUCCCGAGCACCCCUUGCUCUACUUGUACCCCAACAUCCCGAAGGACGAAGCCUUCGGCCAUUACUACACCAACUCUGAACCAGGUCUGAUGAAUCACAAAUACUUGAAAACCAAGUUAAUUGUGGUGUCCGAGAGACCCCCCACUGCUGUACCAUCCACUGAACGGCUGGAAUCGUUGGACAUGGAUCUGUAUGACUUUCCGCUAUCAGAUUCAGAUUUAAUACAGCUCCUGGAGACGAGUGAUCUGAAUCAACCCUGAGCUGUUCUGACCUUCAAGGAGGCUUGUGCUAUUGAUGCAAAGACUGCACCCCCUUCCCCCACCCCCUCCAACCCCUCCUACCACCAUGAGGAUGUCUUGUCAUUGGCUCAUAUGACCAGCUGUACUCCGGAAAAGACCGGAUCGAUUGACCACUGCAAACAACAAUAACUUAUCUUCUCGGUUGAUCCACACCACAAAUAGCAUUGGGCUGAAAUGUUGACGCAGGUUUCUCUCUGUAUGCUUGUCAGAUUCUGCCCUGCUGCACUGAGUGCUGGUGCUGUGAAUGGGGUUGACAAAUCGAUCGAGAUGUCCUUGCCUCGUUUUCCCCCCGAAAUCAUACGGUGGGGGUGGGGGGAUUCCCUCCCGAAUCCAACCCCCAACUC
Molecule: messenger RNA, 2730 nt
Organism: Callorhinchus milii (elephant shark)
Lineage: Eukaryota; Metazoa; Chordata; Chondrichthyes; Chimaeriformes; Callorhinchidae
Product: signal transducer and activator of transcription 1-alpha/beta-like
Exons: 24
Coding region: 110-2347 (745 amino acids)
Biological process (GO): defense response; response to peptide hormone; cell surface receptor signaling pathway via JAK-STAT
Molecular function (GO): RNA polymerase II cis-regulatory region sequence-specific DNA binding; DNA-binding transcription factor activity, RNA polymerase II-specific
Source: RefSeq, a predicted model, not a curated record